Cucumis melo (muskmelon) is the source of this 834-nucleotide messenger RNA. Its product is annotated as 50S ribosomal protein L29, chloroplastic. The transcript is spliced from 2 exons. The record is from RefSeq and is a predicted model, not a curated record. Lineage: Eukaryota; Viridiplantae; Streptophyta; Magnoliopsida; Cucurbitales; Cucurbitaceae. Gene Ontology annotation, molecular function: structural constituent of ribosome. Gene Ontology annotation, cellular component: ribosome; chloroplast. Gene Ontology annotation, biological process: translation. Bases 146 to 658 code for a protein of 170 amino acids.
AUAAUAUAUGUGGAUAGCGGAUGUACUAUGGGCAUUUGCGUAAAUAGGGGUAAGAGGGGUAAUAGGGGAUCUCGAAAAGUAACAAUAGAAGUGCUGGGAGCUUAUCUCAUUCUUUAGUAGCAGAGCGCUCUUACAAACUUUGAAGAUGAUAAACCUUUCAGUUGCUUCUUUACCUUCGGCCCUUCCAAUCCCUUCAAAAUUUCUUAAUUCGACUUCCAAAUCCUUCUUCAAUGGCCUUCAAAUCCGUUUCCCAUUUUCGUUUUGCGUUCCUCCUAAAACUGCAACUACUGGAGGAGGCCGCAAUUCAUCGGUGGUAAUGAUGGCCAAGAGGGAGGAGGAAUUGAAGGAUAUAAGGGCCAAAACUACUGAGGAAAUAAACGAAGAGGUCGUCGAUCUUAAGGGUGAACUUCUUAUGCUUCGUCUUCAAAAAUCAGCCCGCAAUGAGUUUAAGUCUAGCGAAUUCCGCCGCAUGCGCAAACGGAUUUCUCGGAUGCUAACAGUAAAACGUGAGAGAGAGAUUGAAGAGGGUGUGGGCAAAAGGAUGUCAAGAAAGUUAGAUAGAAAGUGGAAGAAAAGUAUUGUUGUCAGACCACCUCCAUCUCUGAAGAAGUUGCGAGAGGAAGAAGCAGCAGCUGAAGAAGCUGAGAAAUCUGCUUGAACGAAUCAGAUACAUGCUCUCAUUCAAUCUUUAUGAGUUUGAAGUUGUUGAGAUUUGAGAACGCUGUUUAAGCAACACUUUAGAAAAAAAAAAAUUUCCAACUUUAAACAUUCUGAUUCUUGUACUUAGCUUAUGCACAAAUGGAAAUAGAUUUCGAGUGGAUCAUGUUGAAUUUA